This is a messenger RNA of Schistocerca cancellata (South American locust), 5542 nucleotides long. RefSeq names its product exocyst complex component 2 (gene Sec5). NCBI's taxonomy places the organism in Eukaryota, Metazoa, Arthropoda, Insecta, Orthoptera, Acrididae. The record is from RefSeq and is a predicted model, not a curated record. Gene Ontology annotation, biological process: Golgi to plasma membrane transport; exocytosis. Gene Ontology annotation, cellular component: exocyst. Bases 199 to 2925 code for a protein of 908 amino acids. The transcript is spliced from 18 exons.
GUGAUUAUUGUGUUGUUUAAGCAUGGAGUGUGGGAGUGGGACUGUGUGGAUGUUAUGUAGGAAAAAAUUACAAGGACUGCGUAAAAUAUAUGAUAGUGAUGUUGAUCUUUGGGAGCGAGUUUAGUUAUUGUUAAUGACUGUAAGGAGUCCAUAGUCUGCUUUGCUGCAAUCACAGCAGCUGAACUAGCUUUAUCAAACAUGGCUCCUCCCCCGAUUGUAACCGGAAUUUCCCCCAAAGAAGGACCUCCAGGGACGAGAGUGACACUGAGAGGAGAGUUUCUUGGAACCAGUCCCACAGAUCUCAUUGGUCUUACAAUAUGUGGAUGUGACUGCCAACUGUCUGCCGAAUGGAAGUCACCCAACAAAAUCAUUGCACGAUCUGGACCAGGAAAAGGUCGUGGAGACAUUAUUGUUACCACCCGGUCUGGUGGAAGAGGAACAUCUACUGUGCAAUUUAGAGGUUAUCAUGAGACAAUUGGUCCUUUGAAAGAAAGUGCUGUUUGGGUUGAAGAAGCUCCACUUCGGACACUCGUUUGGGGGAGAAGAUCACUUUCUCCAACAAGUUAUCAACAGGAAGAUCCGUUAGGUCUAUCUGUUGAAGAAAAUGAUAAGAAAUUUCCUGAGGAUGACCUUCGAGAGCUAUUUCCUGAUGGAUCGGGUGAUCUAACAUCAGAGCAGUUUGUAGCUGCUUGGUUUCUUCUUGAAAACCACCAUGCAACGUCCUUUGAAGAUUUAAAGGCUGGCCUCGCAUUUCUGCGACGGAAAGUUGAUGGGCAAAAAGAAGGACAACUUUCAUUUUUGAAAACAAAUGUUGGGUCUGUAAUGGAGCAGUUAGAUACUCUGAUGGUUUUGAAGGAGAAAUUUGAAGCUGACAUGAAAGAGUUUGGUCCUGAUCAAACAGCCACAGUCGAGAAAGCUAUUAGAGUGUCUGUGGAAGAAGCAAACAAGUUGUUCGAAGAUGUUCUUGCUCGCAGAGAACGUGCUGAUGCCACUCGAAAUGCUCUUGGUGUCUUGCAGAGGUAUAAGUUCUUGUUCAGUUUACCAGUGAACAUUGAGCGUAACAUACGGAAGGGUGAAUAUGAAGUUGUCAUCAAUGAUUAUGCAAGAGCAAGAAACUUAUUUGGAAAUACAGAAGUCAAUAUUUUUAAGAAGGUGCUUGUUGAAGUUGAGCAGCGUAUCAGUGGUCUACGAGAACUUUUACAUUCCAAACUUCAAGAUAUGCCUGCUUCUCUGGAAGACCAAAAAAAGAUUAUCAAAAACUUGGUGCAUCUGGAAUCAACGGGGGAUCCAGCAUGGGACUGCAUUUCAAGCCAUUCAUCCUACAUCUCUAAACAGCUGAAUGCUUGCAAGGAUGAGCAUAUUGCAUUAGAAGCUGCUUGUGGUGAUGAAUCAGCCAAACAUAAAUCUGGCAGCCAUCACUCAGGAUCUACAAAAUACAACAAAAUUAACAACUCACCACAGAAUCAGGACUGGCAGAGUUCAGUCCCCCAGAGAGUACUUUUUGUCGAGGAACUGACAGAGACUUUGAAUGAGUGCUUUCCAGAUAUGUGGAAGCUGGGCCAGGCAUAUUUUAGUGGUGAUCUGCAUGUCAAAGUUGACACUGAUAAGCAGCCUUUGUUCAAGCGAAUGGUACUGGAGUCUAUCGAAAGAUUCACUAAUCUUCUUCGUGCUGCUGUUUUGCCACAUACACUUGACCGUAUGUCACCUCAGAGACAGAGUUAUGGAGUCUGGCCAUCUCAUGGACAGGAGGCAGUGGUGCCUUGGCUGCCCCAUUGCCUCCGCUAUGUACGGGCUACGUAUUCAGCCCUCAUUCGACUUGACCUUCCAGGAGAGGCACUUGAUAUAAUUGGCUCUCUAAUAUUUGACUUACGGUUUCAUUGUAUGAGCACGCUUUUCCAGCAGGCAUCUGAACAUAUCAAAUCUCUUCAUAAGAAAGAAACAUGGAAAGUUGAAUUUGAUACUAAAUAUGGUGGCAUAACAGAUCUUCCAAUGCAGUUUGAAACAAAAGUGCAAGAAGUUGUACAGCUAGUAAAAGAAUCUGUUCUUGCAAGUGAGCAGCGCGAGACACCACUUCUGGAGAAUACCACUGCUCAGAGGGAACUCAAUGCUCUGAUACAGGCAAUGCUGCUUAGCUUCAGUAAGACUCUAGAAACACUAGCAUUUAGCAAUGAUGCUAUGCAAGACUUACAUCCACCAGCUGUUUCACAGUUGAUUGGAUCUCCAGCGGUGUAUAGAGGAAAUGAAAAGGAAGGCAGCAUUCCAGUUUGGGAACACCGCUUAUUGACGACACUUAGCAAUUGCCAGUACACUUCUCGGGUAGUUCUCCCACGUCUCUCAGAGUUGUUUUCCCACAAUGGCUUCCCAUCACUGACACUUCCAAUUGCAACUGUUCAAAGUGCACUUUCAGCUCUGGACAGGCAUGUGCUGGAAGUAUAUCUAGAGCAGAAAAGUGAUCCGCUGGUGGGAACUGUGGAACCAUCUAUGUACCUGGGUCGCUUUGACUGGGAUACAACACUCAAGCCAGUGGACAUAAGACCCUACGCGAAGGAGGUGAUAGCAAAUGUAACUGCAGUUCACGCGGAGGUACAACGUGUGUCGCCAGGCCUCGUUCACCGCGUACUGUCACAGAUUGUUGAAACUGUUGCGGAGGAGCUGGCUCGACUUAUGAGUUGUGUGGCUCGCUUCAGCCUGCAGGGAAACCAGCAGGCUCGUGCAGAUAUAAGGGCAGUGCAGGAAGCUUUGCGCUUCUACACGACCCCUACAGCUCAGGGAUUCUUUGAGGAAGCACUGGAAGCAAUACCUCCACUAACAAAUGCAGCAGACAAGCAGGUUGUUGAAGACAUCCUUGCCAAGUUUAGAGUGAACAUGCGACUGCAGCUUUUGUGUUUCUGUGAUCCAAAGACACAACAGACACAGGUCAUUUGAUUCUAGCAAGAGGAGGAGACAGCUUUCGGCUGCUCACUCCAGGCCAUCCUUUUUCCAGCAGACAUUUACUGGGAAACUCCAGUGUAGAACAGAACAGGUACUGGAGAACACGUGCAAUAUUGUUUGGAAUAGUGGACCUUGGUGUUUGUUAUACUUUCCACAUGCUAGUAGCUGGAAAGUUCAGUCAGUACAUAAGUGGUAUUCACAAAGUGAAUGUAAAAGUAAUAACAAUUCUUUUUAAGAAAAUGCUCUCUUCAUUGUAAGGUGCUGUUAGCGCUGAAAUCUGUAGCUCGUGAUUCCAUUGGCCAUUUCUAGCUACUACCAAGUAGGUGCCUAGAAUGGUAACUAGUAUCAAUAUAUUGUAACAUAAGUAUUGGAAUCAGACUGUGACUUCAUUUUAUAGAAGCAGUAGAGUUUCCAUGCAUAUGUGUCUGUGCUGCAUGUAAUAUUUUUCUACUGUUGUUGAGAGUCAAUUUUUUUUCACAAGUAUGUGCUCAAAAGCUUUCACUCACCAGCGAACUCAUCAUCCUUAUGCCUCUCCAGAGUGCUUAUAAUAUUUUGCAGUUCAUUAUACAACAAAUACACAUAUAGCCAAUUUGACCGCUAAAGUGUGCUGCCAAGGUGUUUUGCACUCUGGACAAUUUCCUAAUACUAGGUAGUUAUUCGACAUUGUUCUUUGAUGCAGUGACAUUUUAUUAUUUUCAGUUUCAAAAUUUUAUUUAACGUAGUUCUAAUACAUAUUGUAUUUUUGAGUGCAAAUGCUUUUCAGAUUUUCUUUGCUGUAAAUAUUAUAGAAACUUCAGCUUGUAGCAUUUUUGUAAAAAGAAAGAUAAUGUAGUUGUUGUUUGGUGCCAGUUAAGUGCCCUUGGACGUUCUCUUGGGUUCAUUCACCGCCAUGGCGGAAGAGAUGGUGAUAAGAAAUGCAGGAUACCUUGUAAAAUGUGCCUUGUUUUUUAUUAACAGUUGUUGUUCUGCCAAGGACUUCAUUUGAUCUAUGAAACUAGACAAUACUGAACUUAUAUACUGUUAACAAGGGCCUGUAACUCGUACUAUCAUAAUAUGUACUGUUCUGCAGACUGAUAUUUGUUCCUCUUGGUUUGUUAUUUCAUGCUUUUUCCAAACUGGUGUUAUUGUUAAGGAAAGUUAGUGGUAUUGUUUCUAAGCAGAAACUUAUAUCAAACUGAAAUACCCCACUUAUUUGUUUCUAGAGCUUUCCUCAUUUUCCCCUUGUAAUUCAGUUAGUGAUCAAUACCUUUCAACUUCGGAGCUGUAAUCAUUGCUCAUUAUAAAAGCAACACAGAUAAUAUAAAUACAGAAAACUUUCAUCUGUCAAAUGAGAUAACAGAAAAGAAAUGAAUACCUGAUUUACUUGUGCCCAUAUAUACUGUUUUUGAGGCAUUAAUGUUACUGAUAGAACACUUCAGCAUGCUAAAAAUGUUUAGAAAGUGAUCUGCAUUAUUGACAGUCAAUUCGUACUUCUCAGGAAGCUAUUGGAGGCAGCUCAGCUGAAAAACCACUUUAAUAAAUAUUGUUAUGAUGAAUGUCAGGAUGUAUGCGAUUUUCAUUGUUUGUAGUUGAAUGCUAUAUACUAUAGUUGUUUUAUCUGGCUGAGAGGAGAAUCCUAAAUGCAUCUCAAUUUCUAGAGUACAAACAAGUGUAAAGAGCACAUAAGAGUAUGUUGUAUUUUCUUUCAUUUCCAUGUGGUUUUUCCCAUGCUAAGAAAUGCCUCUCACUCUUUUUUUGUAUAUACUGCCAUUGUAAUUUGCCAUAGUAAUGAAAUUUAUUGUAGCUUGUAAUGAAUGAAUUGUAUAAUUACGCUAUCUGAGAGGAUUCCUCCGAAGGCUGUUUGAAGCUUUAAGACUUGGGUCACUCCAUAUCCCAUCAGAACAAUUUAUUUAUUAUAUGUAUUAAAGAACGUUUUGUUUUUAGAUAUAUUUUUCCCACGUGGAAUGUUUCCCUCUAUUAUAUUCAAAGAACGUUUAUAGCUACACAAUAACAAUACUUAUUCCAUUUUUAUUUAACUUUCGUUUAACAUUAGUACAUGUAAUUUUGUAUAAAUAGCUCUAGGCCUUCCAGUUCUAUGACAUUAUCUCAGGAUGCUUGUACUGUUUAUUUCAUUAGGCUGGAACUAGUUGAUAUGUAGCAUCUGUGUGUAUAGUGUGAGGUGUGAUGCAAGGUUGCUGUAAUGAGCCUUUAUACCAAGUAUCAGUGUCAGGUAUUUCUUAAGUUAUCUAUUGUUUAGUGUGAAUGACAGAUGUACAGCUUAAAGAAUAUGUGCACACAUCAGUUAUUUAUUUUUCAGUUCACCAGUCAUUGAAUAUUUAAUUCUCUCAUUUUGUGUUCAGAAUAAACCCUGGAUGAUGAUUCCUUGUACAGUUUAUUAUUAUUAUUAUUAUUGUUAUUAUUACUAUUACUCAUACACUUGUUUACAUAUGAGUUAUAAAAAGGCUUUUAGUUUUGUGUGUGUGUGUGUGUGUGUGUGUGUGUGUGUGUGUGUGUGUGUUGGUUGGUUGGUUGGUUGGUUGCCACUUGUUUGAAGAAGAAAAACGAAUUAAUUGUGAUACUGUAGUAGAAAUAAAAGAACUUGUUAUGAAAUUACAUUAACUGAUAAUAAAUU